AUGGCUCAGCAACCAGGUAUUAUCGCCAUCAUCGGCUGGCUCACAGUCUGUUAUAUCCUAAUCAAAGUCACCUACAUAAUCGGGAUCUACCUCCUUCCUUCCAGGAUCACCCAUUUUGCUCACGUUACACCGAAUGGUGACUCUCCAUGGGCGUUGGUGACGGGCGCGUCGGAUGGCAUAGGCACGGAGUUUGCUCGCGAACUGGCGCAUCAAGGCUUCAAUGUCGUCUUGCAUGGAAGAAACGACGCCAAAUUAUCCCUGGUCCAGGAAAAGCUGCAAAAGAGCUACCCAGGCAGGUCCUUCAAGGUGCUGGUUGCUGAUGCCAGCAGGGUAGAAUGCGUCAACUGCAUUAAAAGCAACCAGCGUACCCAGAAAGAAGCCAUUGGUAAGGGUGCCCCCGAUUUCAAAUCUAUCAGGGCGGCACUGGACGGUCUACAUCUCACAGUAUUAAUCAACAAUGCUGGAGGCGGGCCAUCAAACCCGACGUUUCAGCUGUUGCAGGACUUCUCCGAAGAGAGGAUCGCCAACAAUGUCAGCUUGAACGCUCUAUUUCCUCUGCACCUGAUGCGCGAACUGCUCCCGACGCUAAGCCAGAAUGGACCCUCCCUGAUAAUGAACAUCAGUUCCAUGUCUGAUGCCGGGUUUCCUUUGCUGUCUUCCUACGGCGCGAGCAAGCAAUUCCUGAUGAACCUCACACGCACCGUUAGCCUCGAGAUGACACUUGACGACGCAGUCGGACGAGUCGAAGUGUUGGGAGUUAGGGUCGGUAGAGUCACGGGGGUAUCUCACUGCGAUGUGAAACCUUCGCUGUUCAUGCCAAGCUCGCAGACUCUGGCUCGUGCUGCUCUUAGUAGAGCAGGAUAUGGACAUGGGAUUGUUAUUGGGUAUUGGGCGCAUGCUUUGCAGGGUGUAUUUGUUGAUGUGCUACCGACUUGGGUGGAACAUCACUUCAUCCAGACUGUGAUGAAGAAAGAGCGGGAUACGGAGUUGGCAAACAAGUCGGACUGA
Pochonia chlamydosporia 170 is the source of this 1008-nucleotide messenger RNA. RefSeq names its product short chain dehydrogenase/reductase. Gene Ontology annotation, cellular component: endoplasmic reticulum. The record is from RefSeq and is a predicted model, not a curated record. Bases 1 to 1008 code for a protein of 335 amino acids. Gene Ontology annotation, molecular function: oxidoreductase activity. The transcript has a single exon. Lineage: Eukaryota; Fungi; Ascomycota; Sordariomycetes; Hypocreales; Clavicipitaceae.